This is a messenger RNA of Ostrea edulis (European flat oyster), 1906 nucleotides long. Its product is annotated as MFS-type transporter SLC18B1-like. Gene Ontology annotation, biological process: transmembrane transport. Lineage: Eukaryota; Metazoa; Mollusca; Bivalvia; Ostreida; Ostreidae. The transcript is spliced from 14 exons. Bases 239 to 1651 code for a protein of 470 amino acids. Gene Ontology annotation, molecular function: transmembrane transporter activity. The record is from RefSeq and is a predicted model, not a curated record.
ACACGGAGCCCUAAACACACCAGAGGCGGAAUCAGGGUCCUAUAUCAUGCCAUAGUCUAUCACAUUCGGAAUAGUAAUACCUUCAUAACGUUUCUUUGGUCGUUAAGUUACCUCAGACCUAAAGUAUCUGUGGAUUGCCAUCAGCUGGCAGAAUUAAGAUGUACGUGCAUGGUAAAAUCUGAAUGACUUAUCAUAUCCAUUCAGUGUCGUGCAAUUUAGUCAGGCCUUACUAAAACAAAUGGAAGACAACGAACGAAAGUCCCUACUCAGGAAUGACGGUGAAAAUAGCACAACUCAUAGAAAAGAAGAAAACAAGUCUUCACUUCCAAAAAUUCCAAAUAAGAAGAAGAUUCUAUUCGUAUCCAUGGCAAUGGUGAACUUUUUCAUGGUGACGUGUUACUCACUAAUAGCGCCAUUCUUUCCUGCAGAGGCUGAAAAGAAAGACGUUUCACAAACUGUCGUUGGAAUGAUAUUUGGAGUGUUUGAAUUAGUCAUUUUCUUGUCAUCUCCUGUCCUAGGAAAUUAUAUAACAAAAAUUGGAUCAAAGUUCAUGUAUCUCUCUGGAGCCAUGAUUGGAGGUACUUGUGCCAUACUAUUUGGGGUGUUAGAUAAAAGUCCAGAUGGAAUUACUUACAUUGUUAUGUGCUUUCUGUGUCGAACAAUAGAGGCUUUUGGAUGCGCAAUGCUUAUCACAGCAAGUUUUGCAAUUGUUGCGAAUGUGUUUCCUGAUAAUGUUGCAACUAUGUUGGGUGUGUUGGAGACAGCCAGUGGUAUUGGAGUCAUAGUUGGACCAAGCGUGGGUGGGCUUCUGUAUGAGAUAGGUGGAUUUGGGUUACCAUUCUUUGUAGUUGGUUCUAUAACGAUACUGAAUGCGGUAGUUGGGUACUUCCUUAUAGAGAAUACUGAUGAAACCCCAAGAUCCGGAUCCCAAUCCAUGUUUUUUCUGCUCAGGAAUCCUUUCACGUGGAUCAUCUCCUUCACUAUUGCAUCCGGAACUUUCACGAUAGGAUUUCUUCACCCUACUUUAGCUUUACAUGUUGCAAAAUUACAAGAGUUGAAAGGAAAAACGGCAUUGAUAGGACUGAUGUUUCUUAUAUCGGGAGGAAUAUUCUCCUUCACUGCACCUGUAUUUGGUUAUUUCACAGACAAAAAGGGUUAUGUGAAAAGCAUGAUGGCAGCUGGAUGUUUGACAGCGGCUCUCGGGUUUUUAUUGAUGGGACCUACACCAAUUGGGGAUCAGUUACCAUUUGAACUCUGGUCUGUCAUUGUAUCGCUGGCGCUGGUGGGACUAGGUUUGGGAUGUGCGAUUAUCCCUACAUUCAGAAGCUUGAUGGACUCGGCAAAAGCACUGAAAAUGGAAGAAAAUAUGGAUACAUAUGGUGUGGUUGCUGGUCUGUAUAACAGCUGUUAUUCGUUCGGAGAGUUUUUGGGGCCCACCGUGGGAAGCGCACUAGUGGACAGAUUUGGUUUUGAUUGGUCAGCAACAGGCUGCGCAGGUCUUUUAACAACUUCAGCGAUAAUCAUGACACUCUAUGGUCUCUGUAAGUCUCCUGAGGAAAACACACAUCAAGGACGAAGUUACCAUGUUAUAACUCAUGAAUCAAUCACAAACAACAAAACACCCAUCAAGGACGAAGUUACCAUGUUAUAACUCAUGAAUCUAUCACAAACAACAAAACACCCAUCAAGGACGAAGUUACCAUGUUAUAACUCAUGAAUCAAUCACAAGCAACGUAUGAGCACUAUCAUCUACAUUUAGUGUCCGAAAAUCUUAGUUAUUGAACUAAACCUUACAAUAUUAAAUACUGAAGGAUGAAUUUAUAACUAAGCUCUCAGUAUUUCUGCAUUUUUGUUAUUUUUGUUUCAGCAUCAUGUAAUGCAUUCAUAAAUAAAGAUAUUGAUUUGC